AUGAAUACAGAGGCCAAGCCUGUCAACGCUCAGACAGCCCUACACUCACCUACCAGGAAACCCGACGACCAGCAUCACAAAUUGCACAAGUUCAUCAAGAAAACCUUGCACAGACUACAGACCCCCAAAGCCGUUUCUCCUGGCGGAAGUAGUACAUCUUCUGUGGGUAGUAUUGCAGGUAAGACUCCCUCCGAUAUAUUCGAGCGUUCGUUGGAAGCUAAUGCUACCUCGAUACUAACGAAUCCUGAAACGCCCUCGCAUUAUACCACCGAGAACUACACCAACCCUAUUUUGGAUACAACCACGGAGAUACUAAACGACCCAAAGGUAGACAUCCAAAACAUCAAGUUGAACUGUUACGGUGAUGAGAUCGACAGCGGUGGGUCCUCUCCAGAGGCAAACAUCUUCACUGGAAUUAAUAGCAGAGGGGCAUCAGGUAAGCUACAACGUAGUGAAAGCUCCCUCGAUUUUCGUCCACGUUCCCGUUCAAUCAUUAGUGCUUCCCUCAUGUCAUCUUUAGACCAUGAUUUCCAUGAUUCUAACGACAACAAGUCGGGAAUUGAUCUAAAUGAGAAGAAUGAGCUGACAAGACGUUCGCCCUCCAUCAGCAGACUCAAUUUGCAAGAGGAAGAUGUGGAUGCAGAGCAAUCCAAUACCAUCGAGUAUUACUCCUUCGCUGACAUGAUAAGUCACGAAGAGGGCAUUGAAGACCCCCAGCCGAUAACUUCAAGCGACUUUGCACAAAGUACGACAGCUUUGCCUCCUAGAAGAAAGGGAAGCUGUCACACUAUCAGUCUUAAGGACUACAUAGGUAACGUAUAA
Messenger RNA from Suhomyces tanzawaensis NRRL Y-17324, 822 nucleotides. RefSeq lists its product as uncharacterized. The coding region runs from base 1 to 822 and encodes 273 amino acids. NCBI's taxonomy places the organism in Eukaryota, Fungi, Ascomycota, Pichiomycetes, Serinales, Debaryomycetaceae. The record is from RefSeq and is a predicted model, not a curated record. The transcript has a single exon.